AUGCCGAAGCAGUGGAUUGACAAGAAGAAUGCGAGCACAUUCCAGCUCUUUCACCGAUCUCAACAUGACCCGUCAAUCCACGACCCCCAAGCCGACGAUCGAGUUCUGCACCAGGUCCGCGGUCCCGCGCCAGCUCCCUCUGCAGCAUCUACGACCUCUUCCAAGCCUCUCCGUAACCUCUCUGACCUUCAAUCCGAAUUCAACAAAGCCAACGUCCGCCAGAACGAAGGCGAAGCCGCAAACCAUGGCAUUUACUACGAUGACUCUGCAUACGAUUACAUGCAGCACUUGCGUGAGCUGAACACCGGUGGCGGCGACGCUCAUUUUGUGGAGGCUAAGGCGGAGAAGGGAAAGGCCAAGGCCAAAGGAUUGAAGUUGGAGGACGCACUGCGACAGGUCUCUUUGGAUGAAGGCUCGCAGAGUGCUUACAACCCUAGCGAAUAUGGGGACAUGCGCUCGAACUUCACGACCUACUCCCGCAAGCCCACAUAUCAAGAUCAGCAGAAUGUUCCUGAUGCGAUUGCCGGAUUCCAGCCUGACAUGGACCCGCGUCUUCGUGAGGCUUUAGAGGCCUUGGAAGAUGAAGAAUAUGUGGAUGACGAUGACGAUGACGAUAUUUUUGGUGAAUUGACCGCCAAUGCGGAAGAGGUGGACCGAGGAGACUUUGAGGAUACCCUGUUCGAUCACGCUGAAGAGGAUGAAGGUUGGGAGUCAGAUGCGACUGAAAAGGCGCCCGUGCCGAGAGAUAGCGAUGGUCAGGAAUUCGAUGACGAGGAUGUAUCAGAGUUCAACAAGGACGUUCCUCCAGGUGAAUUGCCAGAGCAUGAUCGACCCGCUCCAGAUAUGCAGCCCUCAGAUCAAAGCUGGAUGAGUGAAUUUGCCAAGUUUAAGAAAGAUGCCAAAACUGGCAAGGCCCCUGCGCCAGCAGCUCCCACUAUUGCGCCCUCAGAGCAACAGACUACUGCUUCUACCGCUUUCACUGUUGGAGGUACACCCAUCCGUCGCAAGAAGCGCAAGGGUGCUUUGACCAAUCCAUCUGCUUACUCCAUGACCUCAUCCGCAUUGGCACGUACGGAAGGACAUCGGCUCCUUGAUGACCGAUUCGAUAAGGUCGAGCAACUGUACUCCUUGGAUGAAGAAGAUGAGUAUGACGAUAGCAUGUCCAUGGUUAGUGGCAUGACUGGUGCCACUGGAAUGACAGGAAUGUCUACUGCAUCCUCUCAAGCGCCCAGUCUCGUUGACGGAAACGGAGCGGCCGUCUCGCGCAGCGACUUCCACAAUGUCAUGGAUGACUUCCUGGCUGGCUGGGAUGAUAACACAGGUGCUCAGGUCAAACGUAAGGGUGUUAAGCAUAAGCGUGGCAAGCAUGGAAAUGAAGCAAUUGGAAUUCGCAUGCUUGACGAAGUCCGCUCGGGUCUUGGCCCAGCUCGGUUUUCUGACGGCUCUAAGCGUGUACCUGGACGAGCUUAG
Messenger RNA from Penicillium angulare, 1470 nucleotides. RefSeq names its product ribosome biogenesis protein LTV1. Lineage: Eukaryota; Fungi; Ascomycota; Eurotiomycetes; Eurotiales; Aspergillaceae. Gene Ontology annotation, cellular component: preribosome, small subunit precursor; cytosol; nucleus. The coding region runs from base 1 to 1470 and encodes 489 amino acids. Gene Ontology annotation, biological process: ribosomal small subunit export from nucleus; ribosomal small subunit biogenesis. The record is from RefSeq and is a predicted model, not a curated record. The transcript has 2 exons.